CUAAACGUUUUGCACCACAGCUAGCUGAUGUUUGUGAGCUCCGGCAACAUAUGCAGGACACGAGCGAUGGAGGGAAGACGACCAGAGGAUGAACUACGCCAUGGCCUACCCGCCCGGCCCGCCCACGGAGACGCACUUCGUGCGGCCCGGGGCGCGCACCGUCACCUUCAGUGGCACCAACUCCGUGCACAUGAUCCCGCCGAGCCCGCAAGGUCCGCAGCAGCAAGCCCCCGAGCCCCAGCAGCAGCAAGCACCGCCGCCGCAGCACGAGCCCGAGCACCAGCACCAGCUCGAUCAGCCCCAGCCGGCGCCGGAGCAAGGCGCGCCACCGCAGGCCGAGCAACCGAGGAAGCGAGGCAAGAAGAAGCCGCCGCGCCGCGUGCGGUUCGGCCCCGACCAGCAGCCACCGCCGCAGCAGCAGCAGCAGCAGGAGCAGCAACAACAACAGCCGGAGAACGCGCCGGGCAACGGCGGCGGCGACAACGCGCCUGGUCAUCAGGGUUACGGUCCCCACGGCCCGGCGGCGGGUCCUCAGCACCAUCCGGCUCACGGGCCGCCGGGGUACUUCCGGUACACGCCGUCGCCGCUGCCGAGGUGGGAGGCGACGCCGCGGCGGCACGAGUACUUCUCCGGGGAGUACCGGUACAGCUACCCGACGCCGGUGCGGGAGGGCAUCUACAGCCUCGCCACCGACGCCAACCGGCUCACCACCAUCUUCAGCGAGGAGAACCCCAACGCCUGCGCCAUCGUCUGAGACUGAUCUGAGUGCGGUGGGCGCGCCGCGCGCGGCGAGGACCGAACCAGGUUCCCGCGCGCGCCGUACUUCCGUUGCCUAACUGCACGGGAGAAGAGAAGAAUCAGGUUCCGGUUCAUUCUGGUAGGUGUUGUAGAGAAAAAAGAAGCGGGAAUACCUCGGUGCGCUGCGGCAUGAUGAGAUGAACAUUCGCCUUGUUCGGAUUCGCCCCGUACCGUCUCUGCUUCCUUUUAAUUUCUUUCUUUUGAUGACGUGUUCUCUUGCAAAGGUUAGAGGCUUUAGUCAAUGAUGAUAGUUGGCCACCAGAGUCAAAUUAA
This is a messenger RNA of Lolium rigidum, 1071 nucleotides long. RefSeq names its product basic salivary proline-rich protein 1-like. Bases 89 to 754 code for a protein of 221 amino acids. The transcript has a single exon. Lineage: Eukaryota; Viridiplantae; Streptophyta; Magnoliopsida; Poales; Poaceae. The record is from RefSeq and is a predicted model, not a curated record.